Molecule: messenger RNA, 3832 nt
Organism: Hippocampus comes (tiger tail seahorse)
Lineage: Eukaryota; Metazoa; Chordata; Actinopteri; Syngnathiformes; Syngnathidae
Gene: mylkb
Product: myosin light chain kinase b
Exons: 18
Coding region: 139-2808 (889 amino acids)
Biological process (GO): protein phosphorylation
Molecular function (GO): ATP binding; protein kinase activity; protein binding
Source: RefSeq, a predicted model, not a curated record
GGGAGGAGGAGGAGGUCGGGACGCGCGCCGGACGGGUGCGGGAAGCGAGUCCGCGCCCACCCGCCGCCGGGGCGCCGGGAGACCAGCAGCCGGGACCCGAGCCAGCGUGGAGGCGGGGGAGGGCGCCGCCUUGCCACCAUGGAUUUUAAGGCCAACUUGAAGGGGGUCAAGGCCAAGACGGAGGACGAGCGCAAGGCGGCCAGCGGCGCCGCGGCGCAGAUGGACUUCCGCGCCGUGCUGGGGAAGAAGGGCGGCGGUGGCGGCGGCGGUAACAAGGCCGCCGCCGCCCCCGUCCAGGCGCCCGCCAAGAAGAACGCCGUCGAUGACAAGAAGACCGGCGGCGGCGGCGGCGGCGAGGCCAAAAACGGGCAGGGCGGCGAGAUGGCCAACAACUGCGUGAAGGAUGGCGGCGGAAAGACGCCGCCAUCCUUCACGGAGAAGCUGAGCGACGCCACCGUUCUGGACGGCCAGCGCCUGCACCUGCAGUGCCGACUGGACGCCGCCUGCGACGGCAGCGCCAGCUGGACGCUCGACGGCAAACUUGUCAAAGCCUCCAAGUUCAUCGUUCUCAAAAACCAAGGCGGCGUGUGCUCGCUGAGCAUCGACAAGGCGCUGCCCGAGGACGAAGGCGAGUACAAAUGCAAAGUGGAAAACUCGGCGGGCUGGGCCGAAUGCUCCUGUUUGGUGCUGGUGGACGAUCCUCCGGAAAAGUCUGCGGCGGACAAGACUUCCAACAAGAAGAUGGCGGCGGCCACCUUGGAGAGCGAAGCUCGAAUAAAGAAGCCCACGGCCAAGACGCCUCCCAAGCAAGCGCUGCCUCCUCACAUCGUUCAGUUCCCAGAGGACAUGAAGAUCCUGGCGGGGGAGAAGGUGGAGAUCCUCUGCAAGUUCUCCGGGGCUGCGCCAAUCAGCUGCACGUGGCUCAAGUUCAGGAAACCGAUCCAGGAGGGGGCGGCGGGGACGUCCAUCCGCAGCACGGACAGCAGCAGCCUGCUGACCAUCGCCAGCGGACAGCAGGAGCACUGCGGAUGCUACACCGUCGAGCUGAGGAACCAAUAUGGCCUCCGGCAGGCCGCUCUCAACCUCACCAUUGUGGACAAGCCGGACCCGCCCGCCAAGGUCCCGGCCCUGUCGGACGUGAGGCGUUCCGGCCUGACGCUGUCCUGGUACGGGCCCACCUACGACGGCGGCAGCGCCGUCCAGACGUACCACCUGGAGAUGUACAACUCCGUGGACCGCAAGUGGACGCCGCUCGUGUCCUGCAACAGCACAUCCUACAACGUCCAAAACCUUCUUCCGGAGCGCCAAUAUAAGUUCCGCAUCCGCGCGGAGAACAUCUACGGCAUCAGCGAGCCGAGCGCCGAGUCCGAGGACGUCGCCGUGGGCCUGGCGGACGACAACGAGAACCAGGAGGAGGCGGAGGAGGAGGAAGACUCGGAGAAGGAGCCCGACUACAGGCAGGUGACGGUCCGAACCGACAUCAAGGUGAAGGAGCUGUACGACGUGGAGGAGAGGCUGGGAACGGGCAAGUUUGGUCAGGUGUUCAAGCUUGUGGAGAAGGCCACCAAGAAGGUGUGGGCGGGCAAGUUCAUCAAGGCGUACUCGGCCAAGGACAAAGACAACGUCCGGCAAGAGAUCGGCAUCAUGAACAGCCUGCACCAUCCCAAGCUGGUCCAGUGCGUGGACGCCUUCGAGGGAAAGUCGGACAUCGUGGUGGUGCUGGAGAUGAUCUCGGGCGGCGAGCUGUUCGAGCGCAUCAUCGACGAGGACUUUGAGCUGUCGGAGCGCGAGGUGAUCAAGUACAUGCUGCAGAUCGUGGACGGCGUGGGCUUCAUCCACGAGCAGGGCAUCGUGCACCUGGACCUCAAACCCGAGAACAUCAUGUGCGUCAACAAGAUCGGCAGCAAGAUCAAACUCAUCGACUUUGGCCUGGCCAGGCGGCUAGAAAAUGCCGGCACCCUCAAAGUUUUGUUCGGCACGCCCGAGUUCGUGGCACCCGAAGUCAUCAACUACGAAGCCAUCGGUUACCCCACUGACAUGUGGAGCAUCGGCGUCAUCUGCUAUAUUCUGCUGAGCGGGCUGUCGCCCUUCAUGGGCGACAACGACAACGAGACGUUGGCCAACGUGACUUCGGCCACGUGGGACUUUGAGGACGAGGCCUUCGACGAGAUCUCGGAUGACGCCAAGGACUUCAUCACCAGCCUGCUCAAGAAGGACAUGAAGGCGCGUCUGAGCUGCCCCCGGUGUCUGGAGCACACGUGGCUCAAGCAGGACACCAACACCAUGAAGGCCAAGAAGCUGUCCAAGGAGAGGAUGAAAAAGUACAUCCUGAGGAGGAAGUGGCAGAAAACGGGCCACGCCAUCAAAGCCAUCGGCAGACUCUCGUCCAUGGCCAUGAUGGCGGGCGUCCACGCCAAGAGGGGCUCGCCCACCGAAGACGACAACCGCUUCCUGGAGUGCUUGGAGCUGGAGCAGAAGGCCGAGUGCAAGCCCAGCUUCAGCGCCGUCAUCCGGGACGUGGAGGUGGUGGAGGGCAGCGCCGCGCGCUUCGACUGCAAGAUCGAAGGUUACCCGGACCCCGAGGUGGUGUGGUACAAGGACGAGCAGCCCAUCAAGGAGACGAGGCACUUCCAGAUCGACUACGACGAGGACGGAAACUGCAGCCUGGUCAUUUCUGAGGUGUCGGGCGACGACGACGCCAAGUACACGGUGAAGGCCGUCAACAAUCUGGGGGAGGCCACCUGCACCGCCGAGCUGCUGGUGGAGGUCAUGGCUGGAGAAGGGGAGGAGGAGGAGGAGGAGGAGUGAGCUUCACAGCUGCCGGACUCUGGUGGGGGCGAGGUGGGGGUGGGGAGGGGGCAGCUUUGACAGGAAGUGGCACACUUGCGCUUCCUGCCCAGAGACCAGGACGAGGGCGCCCGGAAAACCACCACCGAGAUGGAUCACGUGGAGUCGCGGCCGAGUUAGCGCCAACGGCAUCCUGGUGACGGCGAUGUCACUGUCAUUCGCACUUGUAUGAGGUCCUUUGAGCACAAAGUCGGGCGACCCUUCCAGAUGACCCGCCCGUCAUCGGUGGCGUUAACGCUACCAUCAACCGGGAUUCAAAAUCGAAAGCCAUCAAGCGACGGGAGAAAUCCGAGCUCAACGCCAUCCCCGCGCCGGCCCCAAAACAGGACGUGAGCCCAAACGCACGCCGCGGAGAAUCCGCGAACGUCAAGCGGGCGCUCGCUUCCUGGGUUGCUUCGUCACACCCGUCACAAAAGGAGUUUUGCCUUGUCGUGAGUUCCAAGACCUCCACUCGUCCCCGCCGCCUUCCAAACACACACACACACUCUGCACACAUUGCUGCACUUUCUUUUGGCGCACUCAACACGUCACGUGUGUGUGUGCGCGCGUGCCCUUGCAUCCUUCAAAUUUGAUUUCACGCCCAUGUUUGUCCAAGCAUUAGUUGUGUACUUCCAAGGUUUGUCCAAGUCUAUAGCGGGUUGAACACGUACGACGACACAAUUGUACUUCCUCACAUGGAACCAAUAAAAGAAUCCCCCCCCCCCACCCUCAAAAACAAAAAAAAAAAAACAUUGCUUGCAUACGCCUCCAUUUCGGACCUCAACAGUGGCGGCCGGUCAGGGUCAGCAAGGUCGCCAUCGCGAGAUCACAAGCACUGACCCGCUUUGGACAACCCCCGCCCCCCCGCCACCGUGUUGACGAGAAGAACACUUUUUAUUUCGAUAGCGCUAGGAAGGAAAAGAAAAAAAAAAAAAACGCUCACAGGCACUUUGCAUGCUAAAAGAAAAUGUCAAAUAAUGAGCAAUAAAUAAGGAACCAAAAUGGU